AGAUGAGGAAGAUGAGCUGGACCAGUCACAGCACCACGUUCCCAUCCAGGACGCCUUCCCCUUCCUGAACAUCAAUGGCUCCGGGCCAGCCAGUUUCCGGCUUAAGCAAGGAGAAUGUUCCAGCGGUAACCAACAAGGAGAACCUGGCGACGCCGGUCUCGACUCCAUUCCUGGAGCCGACCCUCGGGAGCGACGGCUCUGCGGUCACUUUCGGGAAAACCCAAGAGGAUCCCAAACCAUUUUGCGUGGGCAGUGCCCCACCGAGUGUGGACGUCACCCCCACCUACACCAAAGACGGAGCUGACGAGGCAGGACCAACCGAUGGCAAAGUUCUGAACCCGAAGCCAUCUAAGCUGGCAAAGAGAAUCGCAAACUCCGCUGGUUACGUGGGUGACCGGUUCAAGCGUGUCGCUACCGGACUGAACGCAGACUCCAGUCAGCUCGGCCGGGAGCAGCGGGCAUUGCAGAUGGAAGGAUUACAAGAGGACAGUAUUUUAUGUCUACCCGCUGCUUACUGUGAGCGUGCAGUGAUGCGCUUCUCAGAGUUGGAGAUGAAAGAGCGAGAAGGUGGCCACCCCAGGAUCAAAGACUCCGAGGUGCGCAAAUUCAGCCCCGCUGACUGGGAAAGGCUGAAAGGAAGUCAGGACAAAAAGCCAAAGUCGGUCGCCCCGGAGGAGGCCAUUGCUGACCAGAACGACAGUGAGAGAUUGUGCGUGCUUGUGGCCUGUGGCCUGCAGCCUGCUCCGGACCCCAGAAACCUCACGGGUGAUGGGGAGUGUUAUGAUGGAAGCAAACCUGACCCCUUCAAAGCCCCAGAAGACAGUGAUCUUCCUGAGGACAUGGACACGGAGCCCCCCAGAGAGUCCCCCGCCGACCAGGCGGCCCCGGACGCGUCACGCAGCCCCACCCUCCGGCUGAACAGAAAGCGCAAGGUCUCUGGCAAUAGGAACCACACUGAGACCACUGUGCUCCCGGAGGACUCUCUGCUGAAAGCCAAGCGGAGACGGGUCUGCAAAGGGCUCCAUCCCAAAAAGCAGCGCCGCUUGCUGCACCUUAGAGAACGGCGGGAGCAGAGAGCAAACCUGGCCGGCAGGGCAGGAAGGAAGUGACCCAGGCGGUUCAGCCUGCGGUCACCCCCCAGGGCAAUAGCAUCUCCGAAGAGAAACCUGGCAGGAAAAGGGCAGAGGCCAAAAGCAACAGCAGCUGGUUGGAGGAGUCCCUUAAAUGCAGUGACAAUGAACAAGAUGUGCUGUGCAUGGACGAAGAAAUGGAUCGGCAGCCUUCGCCCCUGCCGCAGAAAUACACCGACAACAGCGAGAAGCCAUCCAGG
This is a messenger RNA of Mesoplodon densirostris (Blainville's beaked whale), 1330 nucleotides long. RefSeq names its product BCL-6 corepressor-like. Gene Ontology annotation, molecular function: transcription corepressor activity. Bases 75 to 1109 code for a protein of 344 amino acids. The transcript is spliced from 8 exons. Gene Ontology annotation, cellular component: nucleus. Lineage: Eukaryota; Metazoa; Chordata; Mammalia; Artiodactyla; Ziphiidae. Gene Ontology annotation, biological process: negative regulation of transcription by RNA polymerase II. The record is from RefSeq and is a predicted model, not a curated record.